AUGAUCAUACCCAUCGCCCCUCGGCGACCUCAUUUCCUCGGCGGUGUCCUCCUCGCCCUCGCCUUCCUCCUCAUCCUCCACCAAACAUACACCCCGCAUGGCGUGCUCUCUUCCUCUUUCCCUCGCACAAAGCAACACCCGCAUACCCUACCACAUGGUCUAGAGAAAGGCAACAAUGAAAUACUGCAGAGGCUUUCGCAUAUGCGGGAUGUAUGCGAGGGCGAAGAUCCGUUCGAUAGAGAGUAUGGACGGGCGAAUUUGCGGUUGUCGAGGGCGUAUGAAGGGUCGCACGAGCGGAUGAGGCUCUUUCUCCAAAAGCUCCUGAGAGGGGAGCAUGUGACGAUCUCGGCGAUUGGAGGGAGUAUCACCAAGGGGCAUCAGGUGGAUAAGAGCGAGAUUUGGUUCCACAAGUUCUGGGAGUGGUUGCGUGACUUUGCAGGUGACAAUGUCGAGAUUGUGGAGAUCAACGGUGCUGCCCCGGCGACCGGCUCCGACUACUUCUCCUUCUGCUUCCCCCUCCACAUACCCUCCGACUCUGACCUCGUCAUCGUCGAGCUCGCCGUCAACGACGAAGGCAUCCUCGAGCACAUCGAGAACAUGGAGAACCUCAUCCGUGGCUUGCUCGACCUCCCCAAUAACCCUGCGGUCAUGCUGGUGGAGGCUCUGGCGUUCAGUGGUGGAGGUAUGGGCGGUGGAGGAGGGAGGAUGCACUUGCCAGUGGCGCAGUACUAUGAUGUACCGGUGAUCAACCAUCGGCACCCGCUAGUCAGCCAUUUCGCCAGACAUCCUCAGCUCGUGGAGCCAUACUUCACCAAAGACUGGUGGCAGAACCCUGAUAAGCGGCAUAUCAACCCGCGAGGCCAUCGCGACCUCGGAAUGCUCGUGGCUAGUUUUGUAAAAGAUGUCGCUUGCGAGAUACGGCCGUUGAAAGAAGGCGAAGAAGUCGGUGAACUCAUGCCUUCUCUCUGGUCUACACCACAAGACUACGGUAUCGUCCCCCGUCUCCGCGUCCUCGAAGGCUGGAACCCCAACACCGAGUACGCCACCCCGCCCUUCCACCCCACCUGCCUCUCCACCCGAUCCAAAGAACCGCGCUUCAACCUCACGCCGUCUUACAAUGACGGCUGGGAAUACUGGAUUCACCCGGAACAUCUCGACAAGCCUUAUAUGGUUGCGAGAGAGCCCGGGGCGAGGGUGAGUUUCGAGUUGGAGACAGGGGUGGGGAUGGUGAAGAUGUAUGCUUUGAAGAGCAAGACGUUCGGGUUGGGGACGGUGGAGUGUUGGGCUGAUGAGGAGAGGGAUAAGGCGGAGAAGAUUGUGGGGUGGUGGGAUAAUGGGGAUGUGAAUAUUGGCAGGUUUGCGACGAUACGGACAGGGCUGUCGGCGGGGACACAUACAAUAACGUGCGAGCUGUUGGAAGAGACGUCCGACCCUGGUGGUGGACAUGAGUUCAGGAUGAUCUCGAUGAUGAGGUGCGUCUUGUACUCUACGUUUCUGGGACUGUAUACUGACCACGAGUGUAGUGUGUAA
Molecule: messenger RNA, 1530 nt
Organism: Cryptococcus wingfieldii CBS 7118
Lineage: Eukaryota; Fungi; Basidiomycota; Tremellomycetes; Tremellales; Cryptococcaceae
Exons: 5
Coding region: 1-1530 (509 amino acids)
Source: RefSeq, a predicted model, not a curated record